AUGUCGAUCCGGAUCUUCUUCGACAUGCUGGCCUAUUGGGCCAAGGAUGGUGACUUCUCGUCGUCAGCAGUCCGUGCGCAUGACCAAGGUUAUCAUUGGCUCUGGAAGGGAGUGGUGGCGCCGGCGGCGGCGGUGUGCCCUCAUCCCGCGUCGACGAUGUUUCUGGAUUGUUUCUUCAAAAUGUUCGUUGUCGCCCGGGACUUCUUCAGCCUCGCGGAGCUCGAAAGGGACCACGCCGGCAGGCUGGUCAUCCACGUCGGCGACGCGCUGGAGGCCGAGGCCGUGCCGGGGGGCUUCGGCGGCGUGCUGGUGGAUCUGUUCGCCAACGGGAGCGUGCUGCCGGAGCUCCAAAAGGCGGACACUUGGCGCCAGAUAGGCGCGAUGGUAGCGCCGGGAGGGAGGAUGAUGGUGAACUGCGGCGGGGGCUGCGUGGAGGCGGAGGAGGAGGGGAGAGACGGCGAGGCAGUGAAGGAUGCGACGCUGCGGGCGAUGGUGGCAGCGUUCGGGGAGGGAAUGGUGGCGGUGCUGAGCGUGGAUGAAAGUUGGGUGGCGAUGACAGCGCCGGUGGCGCGGGCAUCGGAGGAGGCGGCGGCGUGGAAGGCUAGGCUGCCGCCGGAGCUGGGCCACUAUAUUGACAUGUGGAAGCCGCACAAUGGCAAUGUGUCUGCUGAAAUCUCUAAUAACCAGAUGGCAGGGUGCAGCAUGGGUUUUCAGAGAAAGAUUCUUCUGCCCGAGAGAGCCACCAUCCAGAAGACCGACGCUGGAACUCUGCAGCCGCUGAAGAUGAAGCGGCCUCGUGACGGUGAGGACGAAGGCGCUUCGGGGCCGCUGACGCCGACGGCGAACAGCGCAGGGACCGCGCAUCCGCGCUGCCCGCCGGCGCCGCCGAAGAAGCCGAGGCUCGUGCUGGGGUGCAGCCUGGACGGGUUCAAGGUUGUGAGCAUCAUGGACUUGCGUUGCUUCCUUCGUUGA
This is a messenger RNA of Triticum turgidum subsp. durum (durum wheat), 972 nucleotides long. The record is from the annotation of a GenBank genome assembly. Lineage: Eukaryota; Viridiplantae; Streptophyta; Magnoliopsida; Poales; Poaceae.